AUGACGGCCAGGGUGCUGCGAGCUCAGGGACUGCCGUUUUCUGCAUCUAGGCAAGAACUUGAGGAGUUCUUUGCGGGGUACGCAUUGUCCGGAAGACUGCACAUACAAACUGAUGCUUUUGGUCAGCGCACCGGCAUCGCCAUUGUAGAGUUUGCGUCGCAGGCAGACGCGCAGAGAGCGAAGUCUGACCUAAACAUGCAGCACAUGGGCAGCCGCUACAUAGAGCUGUUAGAUGCCCGAGAUCGAGAUCUUGAUUGUCUUGCAUUGAGCAACGGCCAUAGCAGACCCACAGUGGGCAAGGUGCUGCGAAUGCAGGGGCUUCCUUUCUCUGCUUCGAAGCAGGAUAUUGAGCAGUUCUUCACGGGUUUCAAAUUGUCCGGAAGAAUGCACAUACAAGUUGAUGGUUUUGGCCAGCCCACGGGCAUCGCCAUUGUGGAGCUGGCUUCGGACACCGAUGCUCAGAGAGCCAAAGUUGAGCUGAACAGGCAGCACAUGGGCAGCCGCUACAUCGAGUUGUUGGAUGCCCGAGAGCAAGACCUUGAUUGUUUGUCUUCCAGCCAUGUCAGACCUGUCGCGGCGCAGGUGCUGCGAGUGCAAGGACUUCCGUUCUCUGCUUCGAAGAACGAGAUUGAUCAGUUUUUCGCAGGGUAUUCGUUGUCUGGAAGAGUGCACUUUCAACUCGACGCUUUUGGACAAAAAACGGGCAUCGCAUUUGUGGAGUUUGCUUCCGAGGCAGAAGCUAAGAGAGCAAAGUUUGACUUGAACAUGCAGCACAUGGGCAGCCGCUACAUAGAGUUGCUUGAUGCCCGAGAUCGAGAUCUUGAUGGUUGUUUUGGCGAUAGCAAAGGGGGCAUGAAGGACAGCAUGAUGGAAUUCCUACAAAUGAUGAGCGUCGUCGCGGGCUGGAGUGGCAAGAGUGGUGGCACCGCCGGCAAGGGCGGCGACUGGGGAAGCGGAGGUGCCGGAGGAGGUUGGGACAAGUCCAAAGCUCCCGCAGGUAAGGUGCUUCGAGUUCAGGGACUGCCGUUUUCUGCAUCGAGGCAGGACGUGCAGACAUUCUUUACGGGCUAUGCACUGUCUGGAAGAAUGCAUCUUCCAGCUGAUGCCGCCGGCCAGGCCACAGGCAUCGCCUUCGUAGAGUUUGCCUCCGAAUCUGAGGCCAAGCGAGCCUGGACCCAAAAGAACUUUCAGUACAUGGGCUCUCGCUACAUCGAGCUGAUGGAAGCGCGUGAUCAAGACAUUCAGAUGCAUUUCGGCAGUGGCUACAGGGCCAUGAAGGGCGGCCUUGGAGCAAGAGCAUUCCCUUAUUGA
This is a messenger RNA of Symbiodinium sp. CCMP2456, 1311 nucleotides long. The record is from the annotation of a GenBank genome assembly. Lineage: Eukaryota; Dinophyceae; Suessiales; Symbiodiniaceae.